This is a messenger RNA of Limulus polyphemus (Atlantic horseshoe crab), 1786 nucleotides long. Its product is annotated as L-aminoadipate-semialdehyde dehydrogenase-phosphopantetheinyl transferase-like. The transcript has 6 exons. Lineage: Eukaryota; Metazoa; Arthropoda; Merostomata; Xiphosura; Limulidae. Bases 118 to 1035 code for a protein of 305 amino acids. The record is from RefSeq and is a predicted model, not a curated record. Gene Ontology annotation, molecular function: magnesium ion binding; holo-[acyl-carrier-protein] synthase activity. Gene Ontology annotation, cellular component: cytosol.
UUCAGAUACCAGCUUUUCUGGAACUGUAUUAAUAUUUGGUAAAUUGUAUUAUGCUCGCAGAUUCUAAUUUGUUUUUAGAUAGUUGCAUUGUAAUUUAAGUUUUUAAUCGAAGAUGUGAUGAAAUACUCGGUAAAAUUAGUUACGCAGAUACUAAUAACUAUGGAGACGAAUUUCGUAACUAUACCCUCAUUAAGAUGGAGUUUUAAUUUGGAUGAUUGGAAACCAAAGCAAGAUGAAUGGGUUUUGGCUUUUAGCUGCCUACAACCAGAGGAAAGGCUUCGGAUAGAUAGAUUUGUAUUUGCAAGGGAUGCUAAAGCUUCACUUGUAGGAAGGCUUAUGAUCAGGAAAGUGCUUUCUGAAACAUUUUCUAUUCCAUAUAAAGAGCUAACUAUAAGCCGUACAGAGAAAGGAAAGCCCACGUUUCAGAAUGUAUUGGAAACAGACUUUGAUUUUAAUAUCUCUCACAAUGGUUCCUACUGUGUGUUAGCUGCUGAACCUGCAUGUAAAGUUGGAAUUGAUGUCAUGAGAAUUAAGUAUUCUGGAGGAAAACCAGUCCCUGAUUUUCUCAAGCUGAUGAGAAGACAGUUUGCACUAUCUGAAUUUAAUUAUAUUGUUUCACCUGGAUUAGAAAAAGAUCAGUUAAAACGAUUUUACAGACUCUGGUGCCUAAAGGAAAGUUAUGUCAAAGCUGAAGGAAUCGGGAUUGGCUAUAACCUUCAACGCUUGUGCUUUGACUGUAGUAAAACUCCCUAUAAUGAAGUUGGAAAACUGAUCUCUGACACUACGCUCGCGAGGGAUGAUAAAGUUCUUCCAGGAUGGAUCUUUGAAGAAACUCUCUUAGAUGAUGAUCAUAUUGUCACUGUUGCACUUGAAAGGCAGAAUGAUAAGGUACAUUUUACAAGCAGAGAAUCAACCUCAAGUUUUUUUGAACGUCUUACUUUCCAAAAACUUAUUGAAAAUGCUCAGCCUCUUUCACUACUUGACUUAAAUUCCUGGAGAAUAUUUUCCGAAAAACCUGAAAAACCUGGAUGCUAAUAAAUUGUCAAGAAGUGAUUAGCAGUCUGGAUCUCUUCUUUAUAUUAAAAGUGUAAUCCCCUCUUAUUUAAACUAGGAACUUGGUGCAAAAAAAUAAUGCAUAGUAAUGAUAAUUCAAUAAAGUAAAAUAAAUUAAUUAAUAUAACUAAAACAAAAGCGUUAGCUUGUUGUUGGUCAGUUACCUUCCUAUGGUCAAUGGUUUGAAAAUAGGAACAAUGCCAAAGUACCUGGAAUAUGAACCGACAACAUGCCACGACAUGAGUCCAUAAUUGAAGGGAGGAGAGCCUGUGCUUUGUCUAGUGCUAAAAACUUGUACAGUGUAACCCUAAGACUACUGUGAUUGACUGGUACCAGAUUAUUUAACUAAAGUAUUCAGUGUUACAGUACCAUGUUAAAAACUGUUUUAAGGAAGUAUGCUGUAUUUAAGUUGAUUUUAAGUAUGUGGUAUAGUGAAACAUUAUUGAGUUACUGUCUGUUUCUCAGAUAGGAGAGAAAGUAUUUAUUGACUGAAUGAUAUCCUGAGUAUUUAGAUACAAAGUCAGCACCAGUUUACAGUACCCUGAACAUGAUAGUGUGGUACAGUACCAUGUUGCAACAAUGACACAAUAGAAUAUAUUCCCUAGCCUAUCAAUGGUGAUUGAAAAGAUGAUGUAGUUACAUGUUAAAGAGUGAAAACAGCAAGGAUAUGCAACUGAUGACUUAGGGCAGAGUGGUGAGAUAAGAUAUUUGUAGUUUGUGUGUUAGCAAGGAU